AUGACGCUCAAUGCCCUUCUUCACCCGCAUAAACUUGUUCCUAUCUCACCAACUUCAUUGCUAAGUAGCACACUAGCACUUGUUGUAUUCUGGGCUAUGCGUCAAGGUCGGCAACGACAAUUAAGCUGGACAAGUAUUCCGAAACCUCCUCGUGGUGAGCAAAAUCAGCUGAAUCGAUCAUCAAAUCUGACAAUACCUCGUGUCAAAUGCGUGGAAAAACGAUUGAAGGAAGGCUCAGCAGCGUUUUAUGAAUGGAUGGUCUCAUUAUCCUUACGAUUUCAUGGCAAGCCGUGGCUAUUGCAACGUUCAGGACGUCCCGACGUGAUGAUUUUAACCUCUCCAUUAGCUUUCGAGGAUAUUCAACGAACAUUUGCAAUGCAGUUUGACAAACUUGACAGCAAAGCAGAGGGUCUAGUGCACGACGUGCAUGGUAAAGCUAUUGUAGAAGUAGGUACUGAUAGCUUUCGUUCGUCUGCAAAGAUACAGCGUUGGCUUGCAACGAGUGUAGUGAGCUCACCUCUAUUAAGCAAACGAGUGACUGAAAUUGUGAAGCAGCACCUUCAAUGGCUUUUGAAGAAUCUUGACGACACGAAUCUUGACAGUAACGUCGUAUCAAAGCUGAUGCGACAAUUUGCAACGAAAGUGUUUAUAGAAUUGGGUUUUGGACUCCAAAAGACCAGUGAGUUUGAAGAUGCUCUUGAAGACAUUGAACGGUGUAUCGCUGAACGCAGAACUCGUCCUAUGAUUAUGUGGAAGCUCGAGCGACUCUUCAAUGUCGGCAGUGAAGCUGCACUUCGUCACAGCGUCGAUGUUUUGAGUGCUAUCACGUCAGAUGCUGUUAAUGCAAAGAAGAGGAAUCACGGCACACGUAUUCGUAAUCAAUGUGAGUGUAUUCUCGAUAUCUUAAGUCAGAAAUGCAGCAGCAAGCUUUCAAAAGAUGCGAACUUUUUAGCAAAUUAUGUGCUAAGUCUAGUGGUAGCAGCAAGAGAUUCGACUGCACAGACAUUGACAAAGUGUCUAGAAUGUCUCACACAUCAUGUUGAGGAGCAAGACAAGAUUCGUAUCGACCUUAACGUUGCAAGAGAAAAGUGUCAAGAUGUACAUUCCGUCGUGCGUCUUGAUGCAGUAGUGAAAGAGACACUACGUUUGUAUCCUGUCUAUCCAUUCAUUCGACGUCGAGCUACAUGUGAUACAGUGCUUAGUGAUGGUACAUUUGUUGCAAAGGGAAUGGAAGUAAUGAUGGAUCUAUACACGAUGGCUCGACGAGAAGAUGUUUGGGGUUCGGAUUGUGCAGAGUUUCGACCUCAACGUUGGAUCGACAGAACAAGUGGGAAAUUGCGUCCUGUCUCCAGCUACAAGUUUAAUGCUUUCUUAGGAGGUCCACGUUCUUGUGUGGGUGGUAACAUCGCAUUAAAAGAGAUCAAGACUGUCCUUGCGUCCAUAUAUUUGUGUCGACCAAAUUUUCUUAACGAAAUUCUAGCCAUGAAUUCAACGUACGUCUCAGAUGAUGGGAGCUCAACGGAAAGCCAAGACAAUUUUCUUUAUGAAGAAAUAGACAUCAAGCGUGAACCACUUGUUGAAGAGUUUACUACCGCUGCAUUGCCUACUAUUAACACUAAAGUUCCAGUCAUUGAGACGUUGCCUAUUGUUAAGACUGAAGUUCCAAAUGUUGAGACUUUGCCUAGUGUUAAAACAGAAGUUCCAGUCGUUGAGUCUGCAGGCGACAUCAAUCAUGAUAAUCUCAAGCGUGACAUCAAAUCUGAGCUUAUCAAUACCACAACAAAGCGCUGCAGUACGUCUGGCUAUCCUCUUCUCAUUGAGACUCAAGCCGAAAUGCUGGAUUGUAAAAGCUGUCUCGGAAUGCUGCCAAGAUCUAGCUUUUCAAAAUCUCAGCGAAAAAACAAAAAGGCUGCUAGUCGCAAGUGUCACGUGUGCACUGGAAAUGUGAUACGUGGUCCAAAAUCAUUAGAGAGAGCUAUACGAAAGAAAUUAAAAGUCUUGUCAAGUACUUCUCGACUUUCAACGUCAAAGAAACAGAAACAAGAGACGUAUGCUGUAUUUGUGAACCAAGUAGGAAGAUUAAAAAUGGCGAAACGAGCGUUGCUGAGAAAGCGAUCUGAAGUCUCCAAGUUGAAAGCGACGAAGAGACGAGAGGAAUAUGAACAACAGUUAGAUAAAGAAGCAAAGGAUCUGGAGCGACGAACGGUAUUACUGAAGUGUGAGAAUCCGUCGGCUUUUGAAUCGCUCAUGAGUGAAUUGAUGAUCAAGAAACCAAGUGGAGAAAAGAAUAAAAGGAAGAGCAAAUCAAAGAAAGAAACGAGGUCCGUGAAGCGGAAAACAGAGGCUCAAAGCAAACAGACGGAAAAGAGACGGAAGACAUUAAUUGCUGAUUCAUCGACGUAUGUACCACCUGCAACUUCUAUAGAAACUCAUCCGAUACGAGUGAUUCCAACACGAUCAAAAGCAAAAACAACGAAAGCUUCUGAUGGUGCCACGGAAGAUUGCGUGAACUUUGCUUUUUCUGAAGACUUCGACAAGAACUAG
Plasmopara halstedii is the source of this 2544-nucleotide messenger RNA. Its product is annotated as Cytochrome P450. The transcript has 4 exons. NCBI's taxonomy places the organism in Eukaryota, Oomycota, Peronosporomycetes, Peronosporales, Peronosporaceae. Gene Ontology annotation, molecular function: oxidoreductase activity, acting on paired donors, with incorporation or reduction of molecular oxygen; heme binding; monooxygenase activity. The record is from RefSeq and is a predicted model, not a curated record. The coding region runs from base 1 to 2544 and encodes 847 amino acids.